This is a messenger RNA of Nelumbo nucifera (sacred lotus), 3412 nucleotides long. Its product is annotated as L-arabinokinase-like. The record is from RefSeq and is a predicted model, not a curated record. Gene Ontology annotation, molecular function: ATP binding. Lineage: Eukaryota; Viridiplantae; Streptophyta; Magnoliopsida; Proteales; Nelumbonaceae.
GAAAAACAGACGUUAUAGAGAGUCGCUCAGCUCUCUGACUCUGAGUUAGCACUCCGGACGAAACACUGCUUCCUGAGAGAUAACGGUUACCCGCCAACCUUCCGGGUUGCUCUGCUCUCUGUGACCAGAGAAAAUGAGGAUCGACAACGGCGAUCAUGUUUCCGCAUCACGAAAGCAUCUCGUGUUUGCGUAUUACGUCACUGGUCACGGUUUCGGUCAUGCCACUCGCGUUGUCGAGGUUGUUCGGCAUCUCAUUUUAGCUGGGCAUGAUGUUCACGUGGUUACUGGUGCUCCUGACUUUGUUUUCACUACAGAAAUAGAGUCUCCAAGGCUCUUCAUUCGCAAGGUUUUGCUGGAUUGUGGAGCUGUUCAAGCUGAUGCUCUAACAGUUGAUCGUCUUGCCUCCUUAGAGAAGUAUUCACAGACAGCUGUGGCACCUCGAGCUUCUAUUUUAGCAACCGAAGUGGAGUGGCUAAACUCCAUCAAAGCUGACUUAGUGGUUUCGGAUGUUGUUCCUGUUGCUUGCCGAGCAGCAGCAGAUGCUGGGAUCCGUUCUGUUUGUGUCACCAACUUUAGUUGGGACUUCAUCUAUGCAGAAUAUGUUAUGGCUGCUGGAUAUAAUCAUCGUUCAAUUGUUUGGCAGAUAGCUGAAGAUUAUUCUCAUUGUGAGUUUUUGAUCCGUCUACCAGGGUACUGCCCAAUGCCUGCUUUUCGCGAUGUUAUUGAUGUACCCCUUGUUGUAAGGAGGUUGCACAAGUCCCGAGCAGAGGUAAGAAAGGAGCUUGGGAUUGGAGAUGAUGUGAAGUUAGUUAUUUUCAACUUUGGUGGACAGCCAGCAGGUUGGAAGUUGAAGCAGGAAUAUUUGCCCGCUAGUUGGAUGUGCCUGGUAUGUGGCGCAUCUGAUGACCAAGAGCUUCCCCCAAACUUCAUCAAGCUUGCAAAAGAUGUUUAUACGCCUGAUCUGAUUGCAGCAUCUGACUGCAUGCUUGGAAAAAUUGGAUAUGGAACAGUCAGUGAAGCUCUAGCAUACAAGUUGCCAUUUGUUUUUGUACGCAGAGAUUAUUUUAAUGAAGAACCUUUUUUGAGAAACAUGCUUGAGCACUACCAAGGUGGUGUUGAGAUGAUUAGGAGAGACCUGCUCAUUGGACACUGGACACCAUACCUUGAACGUGCUAUCAGUCUCAAACCAUGCUAUGAGGGAGGCAUUAAUGGUGGCGAGAUUGCUGCUCGCAUCUUACAGGAUACUGCUAUUGGCAAAAAUUAUGUUUCAGAUAAGUUGAGUGGGGCAAGGAGACUAAGGGAUGCCAUAGUACUUGGUUAUCAACUACAAAGAGUUCCUGGUAGAGAUAUUUUCAUCCCAGAUUGGUAUGCACUUGCUGAAAAUCAACUUGGUCUUCGCACUGCAUCUCCAAUUUCUGAAAUGAGUCGGACAAGCUCACUUGCAAAGUCAUGCACGGAAGAUUUUGAGAUUCUUCAUGGAGAUCUUCAUGGUCUUUCAGAUACAAUGAAUUUCUUGAAAAGCUUGGCAGAACUUGAUACUAUACAUGACUCAGGAAAGAAUACUGAGAAGCGUCGCAUGAGGGAGCGUUUGGCUGCUUCUACGCUUUUUAACUGGGAGGAGGAUAUCUUUGUAGCAAGAGCACCUGGGAGGUUGGAUGUAAUGGGAGGAAUUGCAGAUUAUUCAGGAAGCCUUGUGUUGCAGAUGCCUAUAAGAGAAGCUUGUCAUGUUGCUGUUCAGAGGAUUCAUCCAAGCAAACAGAAGCUAUGGAAACAUGCCCAAGCUCGGCGGAAUGUAAAAGGGCAAGAAUCAACUCCUGUUCUGCAAAUUGUAUCAUAUGGGUCUGAAUUAAGUAACCGUGGACCAACCUUUGACAUGGACUUAUCUGAUUUCAUGGAUGGUGAUAAUCCAAUUUCAUACGAAGAGGCAAACAAAUACUUUGCCAAAGAUCCUUCACAAAAGUGGGCAUCAUAUGUUGCUGGUACAAUCCUUGUUUUAAUGACUGAGUUGGGUAUACGUUUCAAUGACAGCAUCAGCAUACUGGUAUCCUCCGCAGUCCCAGAAGGAAAAGGUGUAUCAUCUUCUGCAGCAGUGGAGGUUGCUAGCAUGUCUGCAAUAGCUGCUGCUCAUGGACUGGACAUCAACCCAAGAGAUCUUGCUUUGCUUUGUCAAAAGGUUGAGAAUCAUAUUGUUGGAGCUCCAUGUGGUGUGAUGGACCAGAUGACAUCAGCAUGUGGUGAAGCUAACAAACUUCUUGCAAUGAUAUGCCAGCCUGCUGAAGUAAUAGGACUUGUGAACAUCCCCACUCAUAUAAGAUUCUGGGGUAUUGAUUCAGGAAUAAGACACAGUAUUGGUGGCACAGACUAUGGAUCUGUGAGAAUUGGCACCUUCAUGGGUCGAAAGAUGAUAAAAUCUAUUGCAUCUUCACUGUUAUCCCACGCAUUAUCAAGUGCUAAUUCUCAGAAGCAUAUGGAUGGGAUAAUUUCUGAUGACUUGGAAGAGGACGAUGGUGAACUUCUUGAAGAUGAAUCUUCAUUAGACUACUUGUGCAACCUGUCUCCUCACAGAUAUGAGUCAGUCUAUGCAAAGAGACUUCCUGAGUCUAUGCUUGGUGGGGCAUUCCUAGAGAAGUACACUGAUCACAAUGAUUCAGUAACAGUGAUUGACCAUAAGCACAACUAUGGAGUGAAAGCAGCUGCUCAACAUCCUAUAUAUGAAAAUUUCCGUGUCAAGGCAUUUAAAGCAUUACUGACUGCUGAAAACUCAGAUGAACAACUUUGUGCUCUUGGAGAACUCAUGUAUCAGUGCCACUAUAGCUAUAGUUCUUGUGGACUCGGUUCAGAUGGAACAGACAGGCUUGUAAAAUUAGUACAAGAAAUGCAGCACAGUAAAUUGUCUAAAUCCAAAACAGGGACUUUGUUUGGAGCAAAGAUCACAGGUGGAGGUUCUGGCGGGACGGUUUGUGUUAUAGGAAGAAAUUGUCUGCGCAGCAGCGAACAAAUUCUUGAGAUUCAACAGAAAUACAAAGAUGCCACAGGCUAUUUGCCAUUUCUUUUUGAGGGUUCUUCACCAGGUGCAGGAAAGUUUGGUUAUCUGAAAAUUCGUCGGUGUGUGCUUCCCAGCUUAAGUUAGUAUAUUUAAUUCACAAACAAACAUUAAUUUAGAGAAGUAAAUAGUUAUCUUAGAUCCUAGAUGCUAGGCACUUAAUAAAUUAUAAAUGUAUUGAUUAACUCCAGUAUGAUUCAAUGAAAUCCCCUAUGGGUCUCUCUCUCUCUGUGGCCGGGGGGAGGGGGGAUAAUAACACAGAAAACAGGUAAGAUGAUUCUCACGAGAUGGGCUUGGCCUUUGACUUACCAUUGUCUGAUAUUCCUCCACUGUGUAUCACUAACUACAUAGGUGAUGGAUCAUAGCUAC